Molecule: messenger RNA, 2327 nt
Organism: Schizosaccharomyces octosporus yFS286
Lineage: Eukaryota; Fungi; Ascomycota; Schizosaccharomycetes; Schizosaccharomycetales; Schizosaccharomycetaceae
Product: gamma-glutamyl phosphate reductase Pro1
Exons: 1
Coding region: 800-2161 (453 amino acids)
Molecular function (GO): NADP binding; glutamate-5-semialdehyde dehydrogenase (NADP+) activity
Source: RefSeq, a predicted model, not a curated record
AUUUUUGCUAGUCGCAUAAAACAAAGAUCUCACCUCACACGAGCGACUUUUGCGAAAUCUAUUGGACAUAAGAUUGUUACUUUGCAGAUCUCUCAAGUUCCAAAGAAAUAGAAACCUGGAUUUGGCGGAAGUUAGGGAUAUUUAAGCAUUGUAAAAGAUAUAUGUUAGAAAAUACAAUCGAAAACAACAUUAAAUUUAGAAAAAGAGCCUAUAUGUUGAACCAAGUGUCCAAGUGAUUUUCUUUUGAUAUGUCUCGUAAGUAACAAUUACGAAAUGGAUCAACGUAGAUCAAACAGAUCGGCAAAGACGAAAAUCUGUAAACAAACAGACAACAUUCGUUGCAAAGAAAAGAACACGCAAAUCAAACUAGGAAUUAAUUAGGUUUUUUUGAAAUAGGCUUUUAUGUAUUCAUCCAAGGAUUUUUCUUGUUGCAGUUGUCUUUCUCUUGAUGAAAUUGCGAAUACUUUAGGGACUAUAAUAUAGUUCCAUUGCCAAACAUUGCUGUAAGCUCGUUUUAUCGUCAUGAUCCUUCUUUUUUAUAAAGAAAAAAAAAACAAAGAACAAAAAGUUUCUUACAGGUAUCCAAAAGAAAAACACACAUUUCUAUAUUUUUCUCUGUAAGAAUUGAAAGCCACAUGAGGUAACAACCAUGUUACCUAGUCUUCUUCCAUCUUGGACAGACCAACUCUUGUAAAUUUUCCUCAGCUUAAAAAAAAGAAAGGUUCUACAACACUUAUUAUUGUUCUUUUCUUUUUCUUUUAAAUCUUUUCUUUGUUUUAUUUUUGGUUUCCUUUAAAAAAUGUCUUUAGAAGCAAAUGUAAAGACAGCUAGAGAUUCUUUCAUUACUCUUCAAACCCUCUCUGUCAAGGAUCGCGAUGAAGCACUUCAUGUUAUUGUAGAAGAAUUGACAUCCAAAAAAGAUGCUAUUUUAAAAGCGAAUAUCGAAGAUAUGGAUGCUGCGAAGAAACAGAAUGAAGCUGGAAAGUUGAGCUCAUCGAUGUUGAAACGUCUUGACUUGUCUACUUCUGGCAAGUAUGAAUCCAUGGUUCAAGGUGUUUUAGACGUGAAAAACCUAGAAGAUCCUCUUGGCCGUGUUACAUACGGCUGUCGCCUUGAUGAUAAAUUAGAUUUGUACCGUGUUUCCUGUCCCGUUGGUGUUCUUUUGGUCAUCUUUGAGGCUCGCCCUGAAGUCAUUAUCAACAUUACCGCCCUUGCCAUAAAAUCUGGUAAUGCCGUUGUUUUGAAGGGGGGUACUGAAUCUACAAAGUCUUUUGCUGCAAUGUCCGAAGUCGUACGUUCAGCACUUUCUAAAACGAAAGUUCCACAAGGUGCAGUGCAACUUGUUCAAAACCGUGAAGAAGUUGCUCAGCUUCUCCAGUUUGAUCGCUAUAUUGACCUUGUUAUUCCCCGUGGUAGUGAUAAGCUCGUUCGAUACAUAAAAGACAAUACAAAAAUCCCUGUUCUUGGACACGCAGAUGGUUUGUGCUCCAUGUAUCUUCAUGAUGAUGCCGACAAAGAUCUUGCCGUCAAUGUCGUUUUUGAUGCUAAAACUGAUUACCCAGCUGGUUGCAAUGCUGUUGAGACCCUCUUGGUUCAUGAAAAUGCAUUGUCCACUGUGUUGCCGUCCGUUGCCGAAAAGUUAUCUCAAGCAUCCGUCGUCUUGAAGUGUGAUAGCCGCUCUUAUGAAAUUUUAGAAAAAAUUCCUUCCGUCGCAAAUUUACUUCAACAUUCUACAGAAGAGGAUUAUGAUACUGAAUUUUUGGAUUAUGUUUUGGCUAUUAAAACAGUCUCCUCCUUAGAAGAAGCAAUGGCACAUAUUAACACCCAUGGUUCCAAACACACUGAUUGCAUCUUGACUUCUAGUGAAUCUACUGCUAAUAAGUUUAUGUCUGGUAUUGAUGCUUCUGGUGUUUACUGGAACGCUUCAACCCGCUUUGCAGAUGGUUUCCGUUACGGCUUCGGUACUGAGGUGGGCAUUAGUACAAACAAGAUUCACGCCCGUGGUCCUAUGGGAUUAGAGGGUUUAACCAUUUAUAAGUAUCAACUUCGCGGAAGUGGUCAUAUUGCGUCUGCUUAUGGUGUGGGUCCUAGUAAGAUUCCAUUCAAACAUGAGCCCCUUAAUGUUCAUCAUAUAUCUGAGGUUAAUAGAUUGGAAGACUAACUUUUUUCCAUGUGGGUACUAUUCUACUUAUAACAAACAACCUUUUAUUGUCGCGUCUUUCUUUAUGUUUUUAUAAUUUUUCCCUAGAUAUAAUAAGUCAUAACUUGAAUUAGAUUUGCAGUCUGUAUAAAUAAAGGUAGUGUACAAUUCGUAGCAAAUUGUAAGG